Messenger RNA from Apodemus sylvaticus (European woodmouse), 834 nucleotides. Its product is annotated as ski oncogene-like. Gene Ontology annotation, molecular function: DNA-binding transcription factor activity, RNA polymerase II-specific; RNA polymerase II cis-regulatory region sequence-specific DNA binding; SMAD binding. The coding region runs from base 1 to 645 and encodes 214 amino acids. The record is from RefSeq and is a predicted model, not a curated record. The transcript is spliced from 2 exons. Gene Ontology annotation, biological process: negative regulation of BMP signaling pathway. Gene Ontology annotation, cellular component: nucleus. NCBI's taxonomy places the organism in Eukaryota, Metazoa, Chordata, Mammalia, Rodentia, Muridae.
AUGAUACUGCCUGUCAGCCGGUGUCGAGGGCGGGACCGUAUGGAAAGAAAUGGCAUCUUCGACACCAGAAAUGUGUCCGGCUCCAGGUCAGACGUUGUGUCUGUUCUCUCUGCUGCUCUCCCAUUUCCCAGUGGGCUGGAGGCAGAGCUGGAGCACCUGCGGCAAGCCCUGGAGGGCGGCCUGGACACCAAGGAAGCCAAAGAAAAGUUCCUGCAUGAGGUGGUCAAAAUGCGAGUCAAACAAGAGGAGAAGCUGACAGCAGCCCUGCAGGCCAAGCGCAGCCUGCACCAGGAGCUAGAAUUCUUGCGUGUGGCCAAGAAGGAGAAACUGCGGGAAGCUACAGAGGCCAAGCGCAGUUUGAGGAAAGAGAUUGAGCGGCUCCGAGCUGAAAAUGAGAAGAAGAUGAAAGAGGCCAACGAGUCCCGGGUGCGCCUGCGUGCCAAGUACUCAGCCCAGAUCGAGGACCUGCAGGCAAAGCUGCAGCAUGCGGAGGCUGACCGUGAGCAGCUUCGAGCCGACCUGCUGCGGGAACGUGAGGCCCGUGAGCACCUAGAGAAGGUGGUGAAGGAGCUUCAGGAGCAGCUGUGGCCUCGGCCACGGCCUGAGAAUUCUGGAGGUGAGAGCAACACUGAGCUGGAUCCCUAGCCUGGGCAGUGAUUGCCACUGCCACGUGGACCUCUAUGCGUGCGCAGGGGCGGCGCGGCGGGUACGUGGCUUUGCGGGCCCGGCCCAAGCCUCUGCAGCCACACAGCACAACGUUUCUACUGUGCCUAUUACCAAGCGAGUGUUUGUAAACACAUACUUUUGGAAUCCACUGCAAAAUUUUCUACUGGC